AGAGCAACGCGCAAGGGGCUGUAGAGAAGAGAAUCGCAGCAACCCGGUAGACUUCUAUAUAAAAGUAACAAGUUUUCGUUUUUAACACGCAAAGUUUUUUCGUUUGACUUCUGGGUAGCUUUUAGUUGACAAAGGUUUAUUCCUUGUUUUAGAUUUAAGUAAACUUUUCGCGCGCUUGGUUCCUACUUUUGUAGAAGAAGACUUAACUUUUUUACUCGUGAUAGACGAUUUAUAAAAAGUCGGUUGAAUGUAUAGCAUGAUGGAAACCGAGCUGAAAAGUCCCCUGCCGCAGUCCAACGCGGGUUCGGGGCCGGGCGGGAAGAGCGGUGGCGGGAGCGACCAGGACCGGGUGAAGCGGCCGAUGAACGCGUUCAUGGUGUGGUCGCGCGGCCAGCGCAGGAAGAUGGCUCAGGAGAACCCCAAGAUGCACAACUCCGAGAUUAGCAAGCGCCUGGGUGCAGACUGGAAGCUGCUCACCGACGCUGAAAAGCGGCCGUUUAUCGACGAGGCAAAGCGCCUCCGUGCCAUGCACAUGAAGGAGCACCCGGAUUACAAAUACCGGCCGCGGCGCAAGACCAAGACCCUGCUGAAGAAAGACAAGUACUCACUACCCGGCGGGCUCCUGGCUCCUGGCGCGGGCGCAGUAAACAGCGCUGUGUCCAUGGGGCACCAGCGCAUGGACGGCUACGCACACGUGGCCAACGGUUGGACGAACGGCGCGUACUCGCUGGUUCAGGAACAGCUGGCCUACCCGCAGCACCACGGUAUGAGUAGCCCACCACCUCUACAACAAAUGCACCGCUACGACAUGACGGCGGGUCUACAGUACCCGAUGAUGUCCACAGCGCAGACGUACAUGAGCGCGGCGUCCACUUACAGCGGCGUCUCGUACGCGCAACAGAGCCCGGGCGCCGUGGGCCUCGGCUCAGUGGCCUCAGUGUGCAAGACAGAGCCGAGCUCACCACCACCUGCCAUCGCCUCCCACUCACAGCGCGCUUGCCUCGGAGACCUGAGGGACAUGAUCAGCAUGUACCUGCCACCCGGAGGAGACAGCGCCGAUCACAACACACUGCAGAGCAGCCGCUUACACAGCGUCCAUCCACACUACCAGAGCGCGGGCACCGGGGUGAACGGAACGCUACCCCUAACCCACAUUUAACAGACUCACGCGUGUUUUAGGGGUAGUACAUGGAGCCGAAAGAGUGAAGGAGACACUGUCCCUGAGAUGCAUCGAAAAGACUUGUGUUUUAGGGGUAGUAGAGUUGAGAUGCUGAAUGGAGCAUUACCCCUAACCCACUUUCAAAAUACAGACUCAUGAUUUUUGGGGGGGUUUGAGGAAAGGGGUGGGGGGUAAAAGGACUAAGUACUUCGGAUACUUGAACAUUUAUAAUUUGAAAAAGAAGAAAAAAAACACAGUUCAGUUUUUUAAAGAACGAAACUAUUUUAAUCUCAAUGAGUUUGAAAUCCGUUUAAAAGUUAAUGACAUAUCAUGAACUGGGUUCUGUAUGUUGCUCUCAGUUUAGACCUGCAUUGCAAAGAAGCUUUUUUAUUAUAAGCUAACGCAAUCAACGUGUGUGCAGGAAAAUCGGACUUCUGACUCGAAAUGCUGUCAGAUUUUCUCUCUAUGAAAAAUAAAUAAGCACAUGGCUUCACGAUGAGGCUGUUGUAAUUUCAGAAAGUAAAAAAAAAAAGAAACCUGGAGUAAGAGUAUGUUUGCUCAUUUGAAUGUUUACACUUAAUUUGUAGAAUGUCAGUUUUGUUGGCUGUGUCCAAACCUGUGUAGUUUUUAUUUCUGGGUUGUUUUUUUCCUGCAUUAGUUUUACACUGAAAUGAAAUAACUGUGCUGGUCGCGAGCGCAAAGUUUGUUUUAUUUUAUUUAUAGUACUUUUUAAGUUUGUGAACCAUAGCCUUUAUGUCUCGUUCACUUUUCGUUUCAGUUUGUGUGUGUGAAGCUUGUUUCCUGUGAUGUUUUUACAGUAUCUGUUUAACCCCAUUUUUGUGGGACAGAGAGUUUUAUUUAAACUGGCGUUUCUGCUUAUUUGAAGACCAUCCUUUAUUCUCAAAUGCUGAAUAAAUUUGUACAAAAGCAA
Messenger RNA from Clarias gariepinus (North African catfish), 2090 nucleotides. RefSeq names its product SRY-box transcription factor 3 (gene sox3). The transcript has a single exon. The record is from RefSeq and is a predicted model, not a curated record. Lineage: Eukaryota; Metazoa; Chordata; Actinopteri; Siluriformes; Clariidae. Gene Ontology annotation, biological process: cell differentiation; regulation of DNA-templated transcription; anatomical structure morphogenesis. Bases 248 to 1159 code for a protein of 303 amino acids. Gene Ontology annotation, molecular function: RNA polymerase II cis-regulatory region sequence-specific DNA binding; DNA-binding transcription factor activity, RNA polymerase II-specific.